Molecule: messenger RNA, 5358 nt
Organism: Ostrea edulis (European flat oyster)
Lineage: Eukaryota; Metazoa; Mollusca; Bivalvia; Ostreida; Ostreidae
Product: transmembrane protein 272-like
Exons: 5
Coding region: 4354-4998 (214 amino acids)
Source: RefSeq, a predicted model, not a curated record
AUUUCAUCUCACCCUGCCUUUUAUCAACAUUGCAAGGUGCACUGUAUUUUGGAGGUAGGAGAUCGCAAGAUUAGGAUGAUAAUCCACGUAAGUUUACAAUCUUAAUCCAAAGGUGUGACUUGCGAGAUCUUUGUAACAGAUGUUCUAUUUUUUCCCCAAAUCAUUACGCUCUCUCAGUCGCGUGCUUUAAGCUAGUUCAUAAUCCGUUCAUGGUCAGUGUGAACGGAUUGUGUCGCGCGCUGAAAUUGGUUGGUUCGUAGAGGAAAAUGCGAUUUGUAAUAUAAAUAUAUAGCAGUAACAAUUAUUGACAAUUUGUUUAAACUCUAUUCACUGUCCGAAAAUUAAUGCACAUGUACAUAUUCCAAUUACCUUAGUGUGUCAAGGAACUGUCAAGUGAGCAAGUCAGACACUAACUCGGAUAAGAUUGAAAUUUUUCGACAUUACUCAGUUGUUUUUAUAUAAUUUACAAGAGAGGAAACUAUCUAACAUGAUUGUACACGUGGUGUAUUAAAUGUAGACACAACACAAUUGAUUUUUUGUUAGGUUCUAUAUUUGUGAUCUUGAAGAAGAAUAUAAAAUAUAUACACGCUACAAAACAUAUAACAACAUAUCAAUUACAGUAUCAACAUAAAUAAAUUAUCACAUUAUUAUGAUAAAAUCUAGAUAUCUUACAUUUAUCAUAGGUAUUAAAAUAAUUGCAUUACACUGAAUUAAUCUGUACUAUGUAGUAGAACUAACUUCUAUUUUACUCAAGCAAAAUAGAUUGAAUAUAAUAAAUCUCAAUCAUGAGUAUAUAUGCAAUGCUAAUAUACAAUAUAAUAAGCAAUAAUUACAAUGGUUACCGAAUUGCUGAUUCAGGCAAAAGAAAGACCAUAGUGUAUAUACAACACAUCAGACUUUUAAGGUUUUCAAUAGCUUGUCCAAUUUCCGUCACUUAGCAAAAUAUAUGUCACUGGCAUCUCUAUGACUGCUAACUUCAAAGUGAUUUAAAUUUACAGAAUAAAACUCUCCAGAACUUUGACAUCCAAGAUCUUCCAAAAAAAAUUCCAGGAAUACUUACAGUGACCAAUCAAAGACCACUGACCUCCAAACUAGUCCUUUGACUAUACUGGUCUUGAAUGAAUAAAACAAUAAAGACGACUCUUAUUUUAAAGAAAGAUAACUCUGGUUAUACUUUAGUAAUAGAAACAUGCAGUGCUGGUUAGUAAUCUGUACAUGCAUUUUAUUUAAGUAUUUAGUUUGUAUUAUUUAUUUACAAGUAUUUAAUUGGUCUAGACUUGCCUAGAUUGUUAAGCGGUCUAGCGCGCUGGUUACAUGCUGCUAGAAGAUUUGGUUCCGUAGGUCGUGAGUUCAACCCCGCUAUCUUGUCGAGCGGUCUAAUGCGCUGGUUACAUGCUGCUAGGCGAUUUGGUUCCGUAGGUCGUGAGUUCAACCCCGGGUAGGGGCGGAAGUAGGUAUCCAAAUAAAGUGAAAUUUUCUGUGCUUUAUAUAUAUAUAUAUAUAUAUACUACUCAAAAUUUGAUAAGGAUCAUAGAUAUUUGUCUGUUUAAAAAAUUAAUAACUGCAUAACUGGCAAUAUUGUGUCCAAGUGAAAUAAAAAACGUCUUCAACAAACUUGCACGUGCAUUUCAUGCCAUGGGAAAUGCGUUUCUCAUCACAGUUAUGCUUUUGCUACCAUUGCACGAUUUUCACUCAGGCAUCGGUGUCUGAUUCUUUCUAAAAUUUCAAACUCACUUGAGUGUUUACACUACGUUUAUCAACACAAUGCCCCCUCAACGUGUAAGGCGUCGCCUGACGACAGAACAACUGGGCAGAUGUAUUGGAAUGCUUGACGCUGGCUAUUCACAACGUGACGUUGCAAAUGCACUAAACGUCAACCAGAGCGUUGUAAACAGGGCCUGGAACCGACAGCAAACUUUUGGUACAGCAGCACACCGACAUGGGGGGGGGGGGGGGGGGGGGUCGUCAGAGGUCGACAACCCAACGCCAAGACCAUUUUGUGGCUCUCCAGGCACGACACCAUCCCUUCUGGACAGCAACCAGCCUACGUAUCGACCUUCUGAACGCCUCGGGGGUGAAUGUGUCCACUCAGAUGAUACGGAAUCGGCUUCACAAUGCAGGUCUCAACUCGAGAAGGACAUGUGUUCGAGUCCCUCUGACUGUUCGACACCGGCGGGAACGAUUGGACUGGGCUGAAGAUCAUGUCACUUGGACACAGAACGAUUGGGUUCAAGUUCUGUUCACCGAUGAGUCCAGGUAUUGUUUGGACUUUACAGACAGGAGGCACCGAGUGUGGCGACGACAACGUGAACGUUUCCAUGAUGCCAACAUCAGUGAACAUGACCGUUAUGGUGGUGGUUCCAUCAUGGUCUGGAUGGAAUCAGCAGGGAUGGAAGAACAGAUCUUCAUGUCCUGGACAGAGGAACAAUUACGGGGGUGCGGUACCGGGAUGAGAUCCUCGAUGUUUACGUCAGACCCUACGCUGGUGCUGUUGGCCCUGAGUUCAUCCUGAUGGAUGAUAACGCCCGUCCUCAUCGCACCAGGGUGGUGGAGCAGUACCUUCAGCAGGAGACAAUUGUCCGUAUGGACUGGCCAGCGCGCUCGCCGGACUUGAACCCGAUUGAGCAUGUAUGGAACAUGCUGCAGGUUGCCCUUUCACGCCGUAGAGCACAACCCACGACUUUGGCAGAGCUCGGAAACGCCCUCGUGGAAGAGUGGAACAACCUUCCCAUUAGAAACAUCCGGGUGCUUAUUGACAGCAUGGCUCGACGUUGUCAAGCCGUCAUUGAUGCAAGGGGAGGCCAUACCCGGUAUUGACACUUCAUCGACUAAGUGUAAUGAUGGACUAUCCCCCAAAACUGUGUAAUUCUUUCUCUGGUUUGCUGUUAACUUUUUGUAAUGAAAUGCCUUUUGGUGUUGUUAUCAGAUUUCAAGCAUUCCGUAUUGAUAAAAGUUCAUGCCGUUCAUGAAUUUUCAUUCAUAAUCUGAGUAAACACGUUUCUGAGUCAAAUCUAUGUCUUUUGUUAUGUUAGUGGUAAAUUACACACAUAUAACCUAGUGAUCCUUAUCAAAUUUUGAGUAGUAUAUAUGGUUUAAUAUUUCAUUGAAUAUAUAAUAAUGUAAUACAAUAUUUUAUGCAAUGUAUUUUCUAAAUUCAAACGUUUUCUUUGGUGAUUAUGAAAAUGAAUUACAAAGUUUUGUUAUGACAUUGUCAACAAACUCCUUGCAACAACCGUAAUUUACUUCAGUCAUUUACAAUGACAUUCACACUAUUAUAUACAGGUAGUGCCUAUCUUUUUGGGUGACAAUAAUUUAACGCCUGAUUGCUCCUCUACAAUACUGGUAUAGGUGUCACAUGUACCUCCCUUGUAAAGAGCAAAUAAAAUUGACAGGAUUAUGCACAUCAAAAUAUAGCUAGAAUAUACACACAUAUAAUUCAUCAAAGCUGUGUAAUAUCAAAUAUGUAAGCACUGGCUUGUGCAUAAUUUACUGAGCCGCUGUUUUAGAAUUAUGACACACUUUUUAAGCAUUGGCAUUAUCUAAGCGACCAUUCAUGAUGUGCAGUUCAUUACUCUUAUACGGAAAACACUUAUGAAAAUGUAAAGAACCAUCCUAUUUAAUUCCUACUCUGUAACGGAGUAUAUUGUCGAUCUGUGUUCAAUAUAUCUGGGUAAAUUUAUUUCUUUUCUUACAUUUGUUUAUAUGUUUGGUAUACAGCUGUCUUUCCAUUCCUUUACAUUUGCAUCAUCAAUCAUCACGUGAAGUGAUAAUGCAAUAUUUCUACUCACUCAAUAUCACGAGCCUUAUUUAUUAAUAUAAGUGAUCCACUACCUGUUUUGGGGGCUUUUGUGAAUGGUGAUAUAUAUAUAUAAAAGCACAUGCAUAUUACUUUAAAUCCAAUUUAACGCAGUCUUCCAUUGACUAAUUUUUUUGAGAUUGCAUGAGAUAGAAUAUAUACAUCACUCUAAACAUAUGACCUAUUUAUUAUUUUGAAUUUCAACACGUCAGCUCUAAAUGACAAAUUCCACCGCUAUAAAUAGGGAGAAGCAUUCCAAGUUUAAAUAUUAGAGCACACGGGUGGGUGUCUCGAUCGAUAGGAAAUCUAGAGCUGCCACGGUCAGUUAAACAUCAAUAGAGGUUUAAAAUCCAGAGCAAACACUCUCGUAGUUCAUAUGUAAAAGCUGAGGCUGGGUCAAUUGAAUUUUGAAAUCUACUUAUUACAGUGUAUGUUUAUCAGUCAUUCAUACGUGGAUACCGACUAGUAUAUAGAGCGAGGAAUUGGUAACUUGUCUCAGUUACGAUUUUAUAUUUUAUCAAUCGGGUUGUUUAACUUGUAGGUAUAUUCACUACACUAUGGACUCUAAAGAUGUGAACCUUGAAGCUGCACCAACGUAUACAGGACAGGACCCUCCAUCCUAUGACUCGAUAUUUGGGAAGAUCAAGCACGCCAAGGAGACGUCUGAAGGCAAUGUCGGAUUUGCAAAGGCAGCCGUUGGGAUUUUAUGUGCAUCAGUGGGGUGUACUGUGUGUCUGGGGGUCACAAUGGCCAUCCCAUUAGCAAGCAUCAUCAUUGGCGCCAUGUACUUGGAUGACUGUCCAUUAGAGAAAUACAUUCCCAUCUACCUGGUGGUUUCCGGUUCCGUUGGACUCUUCUAUAAUCUGUUUGGAAUUGUCCAGUCUGCUUGCUGCAAGAGAAAGCCUGAGAAUGAAGGAGCGGAAGAGGAACAGGGAGCGGGAUCCAAAUUUGGGUCCUGUCUGUCGUCACUGUUAAGCUGCUUCAUGUUUGCGUGGUUUAUUGCUGGUAACGUUUGGGUAUAUGGCUCCCACAGUGACUUCAGCUCAAAUUCCGCCUCAGCUAAUUACUGUCACCCUACGGCUUUUUAUUUCGCGUUCUGGACAAUCACAGUGGCAUACAUUAUGAUCGGGCUCGUUAUUUUGCUUUCUUGUUGCUGUUGUGUGGCGCUUUGUGUUUGUAAUAAAAAGUCCGAGGAUGCUUAACACAAGUAGAAUUGACAACAAAUUAAAAACAAUGGAAUUAAUUUCGAAUUUCGUUAAUUUUUAAUUCUAUUUUACUAUCUUGUUAGAUUAGGCUUCAGUGCUUAACUUAUAAUGUGUUUGUUGUAAAUGAAAAUUGAUAAGGAGUUUUAAAACAGGAAAAUAUAUAAAACCAUGGUGAAAAAUUUCUACGUCUUCAUUAUACAAAUUCUUCAGUCAACAUGUUUAUUAGUUUUUGAUUGAAUAUCGGGAAAUAUGCUAAUCAGAUGGUGAAGCAGACGGAGCGUGCGAGGUUCGCAUUCGUACAACCACCAAAGGUGGAUAUUUGUGUUGUAAAUUCAUUCAAUAAACUAUUUUAUUGCA